GAAUAAACUUACGAGAACAAAUAAUUUUUUUUCUUUGAAUAUAUAAGUACAAGUGUGUAGCCGCAUAAUAACUUCAAUUAGAUUCUAAUACAACAAGUAAAAUUUUACAAACUCAACAUCAUGACUCUUGAGAUCAAUUCAUCAGACGAAAACUAUAAAGAUACAAUCACAACACAACCACAUACAAAGCCAGACAUGGUUAUUAAAAACUUUGCCCGGACAUAUGAAACUCCUCCAGGUGGUGGUUAUCAAUCAUUUAUCGAAUCAAUGGGUAAAAUGUUCGGUACUUGUGGUGUCUUUUGUUGUCUUUGUUCUAAUCCUUACAAGGAAGUCAAACAAGGUGAAGUUGGACUUAUUCAAACUUUUGGUGCACUCUCGAGAACGGUGGAACCAGGUCUUUGUUAUGUUAACACUUGGUCUGAAAAGCUUUUCAAGGUAAACAUCAAGAUUAAUAUCAGAGAAAUUCCUGCUCAAAGUUGUUUCACAAGAGAUAAUGUUAGUGUUGUAAUCACCUCAGUUGUUUACUACAAUAUCAUUGACCCUCAAAAGGCUAUAUAUUCCAUCUCAGAUAUUGACAAUGCAAUCAUUGAAAGAACUCAAACAACUCUUAGAGAUGUUAUUGGGUGCAGAAAUUUGCAAGAUGUCGUUGAAAAGAGAGAAGAAAUUGCCGAAUCAAUUGAACAUAUUAUCGCUAAAACUGCCUUUGAUUGGGGUGUUAACAUUGAAUCUAUUCUUAUCAAGGAUUUGACAUUACCUCCUCAAGUUCAAUCUUCCUUGUCAAUGGCUGCAGAAGCCAAGAGAAUUGGUGAAGGUAAGAUUAUUAAUGCCAAGGCCGAAGUUGAAAGUGCGAAACUUAUGAGAAAGGCUGCCGAUAUCUUGGCAUCUAAACCUGCUAUGCAAAUCAGAUAUUUGGAUGCUAUGCAAAACAUGGCCAAGAGCCCUGGUACCAGAGUUAUCUUUAUGCCCUCGGCCCAAGAGAUCGAGCGUAUGGCUGGUUCCAACAUUUCGCCUUCUCAACAACAACAGCAACAGCAACAGCAACAACAACAACAUUCAAGCUUAGGUCAAUUGGAAGAAGAUGAAGAUUGGGCUGGUCAUACUGAAUUAUCACCAGUUCCAACUGGUCGUCACAGACAAAUGGCUGACACAGUUGCCUUGCAAGAAGCUCUUAAACCAUAAAGUGUCUAGCGUUUUCUAGGCUUGUUAUUUUUUCUUCUCAUUAUUCUUAAUUUGUACUUGAAAAGUACACACAUACUUAAUACUUUAAUAUUAUAUGACCACACCAAAA
[Candida] anglica is the source of this 1288-nucleotide messenger RNA. The record is from the annotation of a GenBank genome assembly. NCBI's taxonomy places the organism in Eukaryota, Fungi, Ascomycota, Pichiomycetes, Serinales, Debaryomycetaceae.